Molecule: messenger RNA, 2047 nt
Organism: Talaromyces proteolyticus
Lineage: Eukaryota; Fungi; Ascomycota; Eurotiomycetes; Eurotiales; Trichocomaceae
Product: Alpha/Beta hydrolase protein
Exons: 1
Coding region: 110-1957 (615 amino acids)
Biological process (GO): proteolysis
Molecular function (GO): serine-type endopeptidase activity
Source: RefSeq, a predicted model, not a curated record
UCACGAGCAAAAGUUGAAAGCUUCAAAAGUUUUUUUUUUGGUUGAUAUUUCAAUUCAUUUUAUUUGAAAUAAUCCCCCCCCCAAAAAAGGCGCGCUGGCAGCUACCAGAAUGCCGGAGUUAUCGCUCGAAGCCCUAGCCGAUUUGCAAAUCCCCCGGGAUCUGCGUAUAUCGCCCGAUGGCCAACGAGUGAUUUAUACGCUGGAGUCAUUCUCCAGAAAAGAGGAACACCCAGUGUCAUCCCUCUGGGUAGCCGAAAUCGGUGUGAGCAAUUCCUCUCGGCAGAUUACUUCGGGGGUCUUCAAGGACGAAGCGCCUCGAUGGUCUCCGGAUGGGAAAUUCGUUGCGUUUAUUUCAGAUCGUGCGCGAAAGGGCAGAUCGUCGGCGAUUUACCUCUUGCCAAUCACUGGAUUGGGAGGGGAGGCGUACGCGAUCACAAAUCCAGACAAUGGGAAAAGAAUUGCCUCGUUCGAGUGGAGCCCGGAUGGUGCUUACAUUGCUUUCCUGAGCGAAGACGAGGCUGAAGGUGGUGCGGAUGAUAGCGAUGCCAGAGUGUUUGGGUUGGAUUACCAAAGACUACGUCUUGUCGACGUUGCGAGUAGAAAAGUGACUACUCUGAUUCAUGGAAAUCAACACGUCGAGCAGUUCUCGUGGAGUCGGGAUUCGGUGGAAAUCGUGUACACCGUCCAGUCGAUUCCGGGGGUUGAUACGUCGUCGAGCAGGGUCGAGAUUGUCAAUUUGCAGAGUCGAAGCGCAAGGCAUUUUAUCGACUUUCGAGGACUGAUCAGCGCCCUUGCAUGGCCGCUGCAAGACACAAUCUAUUUCAUUGGUUCUGCCACUUCACGGAAUGAAGCAAGACCGAAUUCAGUCUAUGAAGCGCGGGUGCGAAAACGCCAAUGGGGCAGUUAUUUUGGCUGGGAGGGCGACGCGAUUGCGUUGCACAUUACGAGAGACUCGGUCAUCGCGCGCGUUAAAAACACAGAUCACGACGCAGCCCAUGUCUUGGGAAUUGCCGCUAUUCGAUGGCCGUAUGAGAGUUUCUUCAAGUCGGCGUUCGAAAUCACCGGCUUCGACGCAUUCAGGCUUCCUGAAGCGGACGAUUUCACUCUUGCCAUUACGCGUAGCAGCCCUGAGCAGCCCAGCGAAGUCUGGUCUGUAAACAACCCUAAUAUCGAGGACAACAGUUUCACUCAGCUUUCCUCCCACAAUUCAUCCUCCCCGCAUACAUCCAAUCUCACCGAAGCCGAAUACAUUUCUACCCGGUCAUCCGACGGGCAGGAGCGUGGAGGGUGGCUAUUCAAACCAAAACCCUCGUCUUCAAACUCAUCCACCCCCCUCCCGACUGUCGUUCACUUGCACGGCGGCUCAUUCUACCAGGUGCUCCGAUCCUUUUCCGUAUCGCAACAUCUAGAAGUCCCCCUGUUAACGGCAGCGGGAUACGCAGUCCUAUUUCCCAAUUAUCGUGGCAUCAGCAGUCAUGCUGAUUACGCCGACAUCGCUGCUGUUCUUAGGAAAGCUAUUGCGAAGGGGCUCGUAGACGGCGGGCGGCUCGCAAUCAGCGGGUCGUUUUUUGCCUCGCCUGUUCUGUCGAGAAACGAAUUCAAAUUCAGGGCUGCAUUGAGCGGUCCUGGUAACUCAACUAGUGCUGAAGGAGUGGGGAGUAUCAUCUCAUCCUCGCAAGGCACAGGCACGCUGCCUGAUGUUUUUGGCACGAGGAGGUCAGUCCAGACCUCGAAGAUUGCCAAAACGCCGACUUUGAUCCUACACGGAAUCGAGGACGAGCGUGUGUCGUCCGCAAGGGCGUACUGGCGGGACGCGCAGCGGUCGAAUCAGCCGGUUGAGCUGGUGCUGUAUCCGCGCGAGAGUGGCCAGAUUCGUGAAAGAGGGCAUCUGAUUGAUCUGUGGCGGAGGAUACGGGGGUUUUAUGAUUCUCAUUUGAGUGAUCAAUUCAAAUCUUAAUACGAGUAUAUAUCAAUAUAUCUUACACAGAUGUACGUUGAUAUAUCGAUCAAUAAUGUUCAAAUGUAUAUCAAAUCAAACAAUUCUGAA